GCCUAAGAAAAUGUAUCAUACUCUCGCACUCUCUGCUAAAACCUAGUCCCCUCAUUUUCUCUCUCCUCUACACCAAUGGCGGCGAUGAUGCAGCCACAGAUCAUACUCCUCAAGGAAGGCACAGACACAUCGCAGGGCAAGGCGCAGCUAAUCAGCAACAUCAAUGCUUGCACUGGUAUCGCCGAUGUUGUUCGCACUACUCUAGGCCCCAGAGGUAUGGACAAGCUUAUCCAUGACGAUAAAGGUAACACCACCAUUUCUAAUGACGGCGCGACUAUUAUGAAGCUCCUUGAUAUUAUUCAUCCUGCUUCUAAGAUCCUCGUCGAUAUCGCUCGCUCCCAAGAUUCUGAGGUUGGAGAUGGUACCACAACAGUUGUACUACUAGCUGGUGAAUUUUUGAAGGAGGCAAAGCCAUUUAUUGAAGAUGGAGUCCAUCCGCAAAAUUUGAUUCGAAGUUACCGAAAUGCAUCCCAAUUGGCUAUUCAGAAGGUUAAAGACUUGGCUAUCAGUAUUGAGGGAAAGAGUUUGGAAGAGAAGAAAAGCUUACUAGGUAAGUGCGCAGCGACGACACUCAGCUCGAAGCUUAUUGGGGGAGAAAAAGAAUUCUUCGCACAGAUGGUUGUUGAUGCGGUUCUUGCUGUUGGAGUUGAUGACAGACUGAGCAUGAUUGGAAUUAAAAAGGUACCAGGAGGCAACAUGCGGGAUUCAUUUCUUGUCAACGGUGUAGCGUUUAAGAAGACAUUUUCUUAUGCUGGUUUUGAACAGCAGCCUAAGAAAUUUUUGUCACCUAAGAUACUACUGUUGAACAUUGAGUUGGAACUGAAAUCUGAGAAAGAAAAUGCAGAGAUAAGGCUUUCAGAUCCAUCCCAAUAUCAGUCAAUUGUUGAUGCUGAAUGGAAUAUCAUUUAUGACAAAUUAGACAAAUGUGUGCAGACUGGUGCUAAAAUUGUUCUUUCACGGUUGGCAAUUGGAGACCUGGCAACACAGUAUUUUGAUAGAGAUAUUUUCUGUGCUGGCCGUGUUGCUGAAGAAGAUCUACAGCGUGUUGCUGCUGCAACUGGUGGGACUGUCCAAACAUCAGUCAACAACAUAAUUGAUGAGGUUCUUGGAACAUGUGAGAUAUUUGAGGAGAAGCAAGUUGGAAAUGAGAGGUUCAAUAUUUUCAGUGGAUGUCCUUCUGGUCAUACAGCCACCAUUGUUCUUCGUGGUGGAGCUGAUCAGUUCAUUGAAGAAGCAGAGCGCAGCCUGCACGACGCUAUUAUGAUAGUUAGAAGAGCUGUUAAGAACUCUACCGUUGUUGCUGGUGGUGGGGCCAUAGAUAUGGAAAUAAGCCGACACCUAAGACAGCAUGCCAGAACAAUAGCUGGAAAAUCUCAGCUGUUUAUAAACUCUUAUGCCAAAGCUUUGGAGGUAAUCCCAAGACAGCUUUGUGACAAUGCUGGAUUUGAUGCGACGGAUGUGCUGAACAAAUUGAGACAGAAGCAUGCGCUUCCCUCUGGUGAGGGUGCUAAUUAUGGGGUGGACAUCAACACUGGAGGAAUAACUGAUUCCUUUGCCAAUUUUGUUUGGGAGCCAGCAGUUGUCAAAAUAAAUGCAAUAAAUGCAGCUUCAGAAGCAGCCUGUCUUGUCUUGAGCGUUGAUGAAACAGUGAAGAAUCCCAAGUCAGAGAGUGCUCAAGGAGAUGCUGCUGCUAUGGGAGGUAGAGGACGAGGAGCAGGUGGCCGCGGGCGGGGAAUGAGAAGGCGAUGAACGCAAUCCCCUGAAUUAUUAGCUGAAGUUUUGACCUGUUUGUGCUAUGUCGAGGAAAAGGCAAUGUUUCAAGCGUAAUCCUGCUGAAUGGAAGACCAAUCGCAUGUAGGCUCAACAAAUUGGUGCUCUAGACAAAACUGUUUUAAUCAAGCUGUGUAUUGUGCUUCCCAAUUACAUUUUGAGGUAUGGGAGGUAGAGGACGAGGAGCAGGUGGCCGCGGGCGGGGAAUGAGAAGGCGAUGAACGCAAUCCCCUGAAUUAUUAGCUGAAGUUUUGACCUGUUUGUGCUAUGUCGAGGAAAAGGCAAUGUUUCAAGCGUAAUCCUGCUGAAUGGAAGACCAAUCGCAUGUAGGCUCAACAAAUUGGUGCUCUAGACAAAACUGUUUUAAUCAAGCUGUGUAUUGUGCUUCCCAAUCACAUUUUGAUUAUAAUGUUGAAAGCGGUUGUGCUGUGUUGGGGAAGCUGUUUGUCAAGUGUUGGAGGGUUUUGUCGCGUAGUUGUUUUGAAAAUUUUGGUUUGUGUAGGGAUUAGUUGAUAUUUUAUCCAUUAUUAACACUCUUUAAGUUCUUUUGGGCCUA
Spinacia oleracea (spinach) is the source of this 2326-nucleotide messenger RNA. Its product is annotated as T-complex protein 1 subunit eta. NCBI's taxonomy places the organism in Eukaryota, Viridiplantae, Streptophyta, Magnoliopsida, Caryophyllales, Amaranthaceae. Gene Ontology annotation, molecular function: ATP binding; ATP hydrolysis activity; ATP-dependent protein folding chaperone. The record is from RefSeq and is a predicted model, not a curated record. Gene Ontology annotation, biological process: protein folding.